AUGGGGCGUGGUGGAGGGUCCGAGGCGGGCCGCAGAGCCCAGUGGCUAAUUCGCAGCGGCAUCUUGCUGGUGGUCCUGGGCCACUUGACCUUGGUGCUGGGGGCCAUCAUCCACGGCUCCCUCCUGCUCCACAUCACCCGGCCCACGCACACUAUCACCUUGGAGUACGCUGUGGCUAAUGUCAUUGCAGUGGCUUCUGGGCUGUGGUGGUUGGGCUACACAACCUCUACAUUGCUGGAUCCCAGCAGUGAAGCUGGCACCUCCUGUUCAGUGCCAAAGAACUAUCAGCACAUCUUGGGUUUAGCAUUUGCUGUCAAAGAGAUUAAUGAGAAUCCCAACAUCUUAGUAAAUAUCUCCCUGGGAUUCCACAUCCUCAACAGCUACUACUCUGCAAGGAUGACUUACAAGGCCACACUGAACCUGCUUUCUGCCCAACAUAGUUUUCUUCCCAACUUCAAGUGUCACACACAGAAAAAUCUGAUAGCUCUCAUUGGAGGAUGUAUCUCUGAAAUCUCAGCCAAUAUAGCCAUUGUUUCAGCAAGUCAGAAGAUUCCACAGGGGAAGGAGGAAGAAGAGAAGAAAACUUGCACUGGGGAGGAAAAGCUAGAAAGCAUUUCUGGAAUUUUGUUUGAAAUGAGCAUGACUGGCCACAGCUACAAUGUCUACAAUGCUGCCUAUGCUGUUUCGCAUGCUUUGCAUGCCAUAAAGAAAUACAGCUCCAAACACAAAAGAUUGAAAGAAGGAGAAAAACUGGCUUUUCUGAAUGUCCAGCCAUGGCAGUUCCAUCACUUUCUAAAGAGUAUCUUAUUCAAUAACAGUGCUGGGGAUACUGUGUGUUUUGAUGAAAAUGGAGAAUUAGUUACAGGCUUUGAUGUUACAAACUGGAUGAUGUUCCCCAAUGGUUCAAUGGUUAGAGUAAAACUUGGAAGACUGGAACUUCAGGCUCCUCUAGGGAAAGAGUUAACCAUUCAUGAUGACCAAAUUGUCUGGCAUCAAAGCUUUAAUCAGGUGCUGCCUCUUUCUGUGUGCAAUGACUACUGCUAUCCUGGCUACAGCAGGAAAAAGAAAGAAGGAGAGUUAUUCUGCUGCUAUGAUUGUGCUCCGUGCCCGGAAGGGAUGAUCUCUAACAAGAAAGACAUGGAUGCUUGUAUCAGUUGUCCAGAAGACCAAUAUCCCAACAAGGAACAGAAACAGUGCAUCCCUAAGGUUCUAAGCUACCUAUCCUACAAAGGAAGUUUAGGGGUCAUCUUAACUAUAUUGGUUAUUUCUCUUUCUUUGGUCACAGCUUUAGUACUUGGGACUUUUGUGAAGCACAAGGACACUCCCAUAGUUAAAGCUAACAAUAGAAUCCUCACCUACAUCCUCCUUAUCUCUCUCCUCCUCUGCUUCCUCUGUUCCUUGCUCUUCAUUGGACAACCUGGAAAGGUGAUCUGCCUUUUGCGACAAACAACUUUCAGCAUCAUCUUCUCUGUAGCUCUUUCCUCUGUGUUGGCAAAAAACAUCACUGUUGUUUUUGCAUUCAUGGCAACCAAACCAGGACUGGGAAUGAGAAAAUGGAUAGGGAAAGGUCUGGCAAAUUUGAUAAUCCUUUCCUGCUCCUCUGUUGAAGCAGGCAUUUGUACCGUUUGGCUAUUUACUUCUCCUCCAUUCCCAGAUAUGGACAUGCACUCAGUGAAUGGAGAAAUCAUCCUGGAGUGUAAUGAGAGUUCACCUACCAUGUUUUACUGUGUCUUAGGCUAUAUGGGCUCCCUGGCAAUUACCAGCUUCAUUGUGGCUUUCCUUGCUAGGAAAUUGCCAGAUAGUUUCAAUGAAGCCAAGUUCAUCACUUUCAGCAUGCUGGUGUUUUGCAGUGUUUGGUUAUCAUUUGUUCCAACCUACCUGAGCACCAAAGGAAAAUAUAUGGUGGCUGUGGAGAUCUUCUCCAUCCUGUCCUCCAGUGCUGGGUUACUGGGUUGCAUCUUUUCCCCUAAAUGCUACAUCAUUGUGCUGAGGCCUGAUCUGAAUAGCAAGGAGCAACUAAUAAGGACAAAAAUGAAAUAA
Rhineura floridana is the source of this 2040-nucleotide messenger RNA. Its product is annotated as vomeronasal type-2 receptor 26-like. NCBI's taxonomy places the organism in Eukaryota, Metazoa, Chordata, Lepidosauria, Squamata, Rhineuridae. The record is from RefSeq and is a predicted model, not a curated record. Bases 1 to 2040 code for a protein of 679 amino acids. Gene Ontology annotation, molecular function: G protein-coupled receptor activity. Gene Ontology annotation, cellular component: membrane. The transcript has 8 exons. Gene Ontology annotation, biological process: G protein-coupled receptor signaling pathway.